Molecule: messenger RNA, 3813 nt
Organism: Planococcus citri (citrus mealybug)
Lineage: Eukaryota; Metazoa; Arthropoda; Insecta; Hemiptera; Pseudococcidae
Gene: Su(dx)
Product: Suppressor of deltex
Exons: 15
Coding region: 232-3165 (977 amino acids)
Biological process (GO): proteasome-mediated ubiquitin-dependent protein catabolic process; protein polyubiquitination
Cellular component (GO): cytoplasm
Molecular function (GO): protein binding; ubiquitin protein ligase activity
Source: RefSeq, a predicted model, not a curated record
UGGAAAGUGUUGUAUUUACAUUUUCCAAAGUAUGCUUCCUUGGUAUUGAUUAAUCCAUUUUGAUGAUUAGAUUUUUUCAAGUGCUUUUCUGAAUUAUUCAAUUUUCACAAAUGUUAUCUGCGGUGAAAUAAUUGUGCAUUAAUAUAAGAACAUUGUUGCGAAAUACUCGACCUUUCCUUUGCACAGGUGAAUAAUAUGGGAAACGUGUAAAUUGAAAUAGAUCGAAUUAUAAUGGCCGAGUUAACAGCAGAACAAGGAUUUUACCAGUUGAGCAUAACGUUCGAAUGUGCUCACUUGAAGAACGUCAGUUCGACGUUUUUAUUGAAACCAAACCCGUACAUCGAGUUGUACGUAGACGGUGUUUUCGUCAAGAAAACCGAAGUAGUCAAGUGUACUUAUCAACCUAAAUGGAACGAAGAAUACACUGUUUUGGUUACUCCGCAUUCGCGAUUAUGCUUUCAAGUUCGUGAUCAUAGUACAUUCCGUAAAGAUGCGGUUAUAGGCCAAAGAAUGGUCGAGCUGUAUCAUAUUUUGCAUUAUUAUAAUGGUAAAUUGGAAAACUUGGAGUUAACGUUGGAACUGAUGACUGAAGCUAGGGCUACUUCGUAUUCUCGUUAUGUUUCUGUUGGGAAAUUAAUCACGCUUUUUAAUGGUUUAAAUGUCGAUUUGCAAGCUGUACCGCAACAACAUUUCCUUAGGCCGAGAGGUUUAGAAGGUGGUAUCCUUGGUCGUAUUCGUAUGAGCGAUACUCCAGUAAUCAGUGGCGCUGAAACUAAUGGGACAUCAUCGAAUCAGUUAUCAAUUACCGAACUGACUGCUCAAACGGAUGCUAUUCUUACAAGACUCGUAGCUUCAUUAGCUGAUAACAACGAAACCGCGUCGAGUAACGCUGCUGGCAGCGUUAGCGGCGCUAGCACCAACGUCGUGCUUUCAAAUUCCACUUCUAGUGAUAACGUUGUUACGACUAACGGUAUCGGUGGUACUAGCAGCUGUAGCGUAUCAUCUGCGCCUAGUACGAUUACCAGUAGUCCUAGCACCAGCUCUAGCAACGUGUCUACCAUCAACGGUCCUAGUAACAGUCCAAGUACAACCAGGCAAACUGCGAGACCGGUGCCUAGUUCUAGUUCUAGUGAUAUUUCGUCUCAGUCGAGAUCCACGAAUGGCACAAAUUCCAAAGAACCUAAUCCCGAUCCGAGUGCUAGGCCACCUGCCGAAGAACCUCUACCUGCUGGAUGGGAGAUGAGAGUUGAUGUGUAUGGCAGAAAAUAUUAUGUAGAUCAUAAUACACGCAGUACGUCAUGGGAACGUCCGCAACCUUUACCUCCCGGCUGGGAACUACGGCGUGAUCCGCGCGGUCGGAUUUAUUACGUAGAUCAUAAUAACCGAACUACUACUUGGCAACGUCCCAAUUCCGAACGUUUGCAGCAUUUUCAAAACUGGCAAGUCGAAAGGGCUCAUGUCGUGCAGCAGGGAAAUCAACGCUUUCUAUAUCCGCAGCCCGGCUCUGGACCGCCAGGUAGCACCGUUGCUGUGGCUGCUUCUACUGCAGCUGCUCCGAUUGCUGGACAAUCAACGGCUGCUCUGCCAGCCGGUUCUGGUUCGCCGUCCACUUCUAACGCCACGAACGCCACAGCCACCGUAGCUCCGAUCGUAGCCGCUGUUCCGUCCGGUGUCGGUGUAGGUGUCGCAGGUGCUGCUGGUGCUGUCGUUUGUAACGCCGAAGACGAUCCUAAUCAAGAACCUUUACCUGCCGGAUGGGAAAGACGGAUACAUCCCGAUGGUCGAAUGUAUUUCGUCAAUCACAAGAAUCGUACUACCCAAUGGGAAGAUCCUCGUACUCAAGGGCAAGAAGUUAACAUCAAUCCAGACGAGCCUCCAUUACCCCCCGGUUGGGAAAUACGUUAUACCGAAGAAAAUGUGAGAUAUUUUGUGGAUCACAACACCAGAACUACCACGUUCCAGGAUCCUCGACCCGGUGUUCCUAAUAAAUACUGCAAAGGCAUUUACGGUGUUCCUAAAGCAUACGAGCGCUCGUUCCGUUGGAAAUUGAGUCAGUUCAGAUAUCUAUGCCAAAACAACGUGUUACCCAGUCAUAUUAAGAUUACUAUUAGCCGGCAAACGUUAUUCGAAGAUUCUUACCAUCAGAUCAUGAGGUUACCAGCGUACGAACUGCGACGUAGACUUUAUAUCAUAUUUAGAGGCGAAGAAGGUCUCGAUUACGGUGGUGUUUCUAGAGAAUGGUUCUUUUUACUCUCGCAUGAAGUCCUUAACCCGAUGUAUUGUUUAUUCGAAUACGCUAACAAGAAUAACUACAGUUUACAAAUUAAUCCAGCCUCUUACGUGAAUCCGGACCACUUACUGUAUUUCAAGUUUAUCGGAAGGUUUAUCGCAAUGGCUUUGUACCACGGCAGAUUUAUAUAUUCGGGAUUCACGAUGCCGUUCUACAAGAAAAUGCUCAACAAGAAAUUAACCAUGAAAGAUAUCGAAUCGGUUGAUCCGGAAUUCUAUAAUUCGCUGGUGUGGAUACGUGAUAAUAAUAUCGAAGAUUGCGCUCUGGAGUUGUACUUCAGCGUAGAUUUCGAAAUUUUGGGCCAAAUACAUCACCACGAGUUGAAGGAGAAUGGAGAUAAAGUGCAAGUUAUGGAGAGCAACAAAGAGGAAUAUUUGAGAUUAAUGACCGAGUGGCGAAUGAGCAGAGGUAUCGAGGAGCAAACGAAAGCCUUCUUGGACGGAUUCAGCGAAGUGGUGCCUUUAGAAUGGUUGAAAUAUUUCGACGAACGUGAACUGGAACUGAUGCUUUGCGGUAUGCAAGAAAUAGACGUCGACGACUGGCAGAGAAACACCAUUUAUAGACAUUACACCAGGGGCAGUAAACAAAUCAUUUGGUUUUGGCAGUUCAUCCGACACGCAGAUAACGAAAGAAGAGCUCGACUCUUACAAUUCGUUACCGGAACUUGUCGUGUGCCUGUCGGAGGAUUCGCCGAACUCAUGGGAAGCAACGGCCCGCAAAGAUUCUGCAUCGAAAAAGUUGGCAAAGAAAGUUGGUUACCGAGGUCUCACACCUGUUUCAAUCGACUCGACUUACCUCCGUACAAAAACUACGACCAGUUAGUGGAGAAAUUAACUUUCGCCAUCGAAGAAACCGAAGGAUUUAGUCAAGAGUAAUCCUAGUACUAGUACAUCGAGCUUUCUCAUCGUACUCGUUCCUCUUUCGCUAAAUCGAGGAUCGUCGUACGAGGUGUUUUUUUUAUCAAUAUUGAGCGAAAACAUUCCAAGAGGUGGCUUAUUUUUUGGAUGUUUUUUUGCAUCGUGAGUGCGUGAGUCUGCGACUUUGCGCGUAUGUGAGUUUUAUGUUGAGUGAAAGUGGUCCUAUUUUUAUUAAAUAGCGUAUUGUUACCGUAUUUACGCACUUGAUAUUUUUAAUCUUAGGUAUUUUUUUUCUAAUUCGAUUUUUUUUUUAGAUAAUGUGAGAAUAUGAAUUUUGGUGCGUAUUGUAUUAUGUAUCAUCGUAUAAUAUUAUAUUUAUCGAGUUUUCCUCCCUUUUCUUAUUUUCCCUCUCUUUUUUUUUCUUUCGAUUAUUUAAUUUGUAUAUUCAGUUGUUAUCGAAUAUGAUUGUAAUUAUUGUAUAUUGUUAAUGUAUUUUUAUUAUUUUGUAGCAAUAAUCGUUGUUUCUCUUUUGUUUUCUCAUAUUUCUCCUACCCUACUAUACCGGUCCCCUCCCAUUCUUUUUCUUAAAUGCACGUUUUAUGGUAUACGUUGAUAUCCCAUUUAUAAAUGUAUUGUUUAUUAAUAAAAUAUUUCAUUUUUAAAAAA